GGUCUCUACCCUUGGCACGACUCAUCCAUACAGGUAGCUGGGAGGUGACGAGGCACAGAAGGAGACUGGCAGGACGUGGCAAGAUGACAGUAGGACAGGUACAUAAGACAACUAUAUAAUGAGAGCUGGUCCUCGAGGUACAACUACACCAUGAGCAGCAACACAAUAUCAAUAAUGUGGUCUGUUACUGUAUCGAUAUUUGCUAUUGGAGGUCUUGUAGGGGCUCUAAUUGUGAUACCAAUGGUUAAUACCUUAGGAAGAAAAAAAACAUUGCUUAUCAACAACCUAUUUGCACUUGUAGCUGCAUUACUGAUGUCAUCUGCAAAUUUAGCAGGGGUACCGGAAAUGGUGAUUCUUGGUCGCUUUUUAAUAGGAAUCGAUGGAGGUAUAGCACUGAGUACCCUCCCAAUGUAUCUUAAUGAGAUAUCACCAAAGAGGAUCCGUGGGUCUCUGGGUCAGAUUACUGCAAUACUGAUCUGUGUGGGGGUAUUUACUGGUCAGGUCUUGGGUUUGCCAGAAAUAUUUGGAAAGGAAUCCCUAUGGCCCUGUUUGUUCGGGUUCAUCCUGGUCCCUGCAGCGAUACAAGUUGUGAUUUUGCCAUUUUUUCCAGAAAGUCCGCGAUAUCUUUUACUAGAAAAGCAAGAUACAAAGAAAGCUGAAAAAGCUUUCCGCACAUUCCUUGGAAGGAAGGACGUGUCUCAAGAUAUUGAAGCUGUGCUGGCAGAGACCAGGAUACAGAGGAACAGUGAUUUGGUGUCUGUAUUUGAACUUUUAAGGACACCUACAGUAAGAUGGCAGAUCAUAACCGUGAUAGUAGUCAUGGCUUCUUACCAGCUCUGCGGCCUGAAUGCUAUUUGGUUUUAUACGAACAGCAUAUUUAAAGAAGCUGGUAUACAACCUCAAACAAUUCCAUACAUCACCUUAUCCACAGGGGGCAUUGAAAUUUUGGCAGCUAUUUUAUCUGGAAUGACAGUGGAAAAACUUGGAAGAAGAGUUCUUCUUAUUGGUGGUUUUGGGUUGAUGACGAUAUUUUUUGGAAUACUAACUAUAUCACUAACUUUUCAGGACCGCGCACCAUGGAUACCGUACAUUAGCAUUGUGUGCAUUCUGGGUGUAAUUGCAUCAUUCUGCAUCGGACCAGGUGGCAUCCCUUUCAUCCUGGUAGGAGAGUUUUUUCAGCAGUCUCAGCGACCGGCAGCCUUCAUGCUCGCUGGUACCGUCAACUGGAUCAGCAACUUUGCAGUUGGACUUCUCUUUCCUAUAAUCCAGGAAGGCUUGGGCGAAUACUGCUUCCUGGUGUUCGCUGCAAUUUGCCUGUCUGGGGCCAUCUACCUCUUUUUUGUGUUGCCAGAGACAAAGAACAAGACAUUCAAUGAAAUCAACCAGGAAUUUGCAAAGAGAAAUAAAAUUCCUCCUUCUGCAAAGGAACUUGAGAAGUAUCCACCAGAAGAGAAGCCGGUGGAACAGCUAGAGAAGAAUGACUUUGACUCUCCUUACAGUGACCACAAUGACCUGCAGAUGGAACACCUGGAACAGGCAUAAAAUGUGUAAAGCUUGUAGAUAUAACUCUGGGUUCUCAUGUAGUGGCUGUAAUGACAAGCAAGUCAAUAUGGUUAUCAAACCGAAUUCAAGCUUUGAUAUUGCACUGACUUGCAUGUCAUGAUUUAGUCCGCAUUAUAGCCACUAUGUGAAAAACCAAACUCAAGAAUAGUGGGGAGCAACAAUGGCUACUGUGUAGAGCCAUACAGUUCUAACGUAUGUGGUAUAACCUCAUGUCUUUUAUUGUUUCAGUGCAAUUCUUACUGUACUAAAAAAAAAAAAAAAAAAAGCCAUGCAAUUUACAUAUAAAUUAUACUGUAAAAAUUCUUUGUUUCUGGUAAAUGGAGAAUAAAGUAAAAAAAUAA
Hyla sarda is the source of this 1904-nucleotide messenger RNA. It is a transcript of the gene SLC2A9, whose product is annotated as solute carrier family 2 member 9. The record is from RefSeq and is a predicted model, not a curated record. Gene Ontology annotation, biological process: monosaccharide transmembrane transport. Gene Ontology annotation, cellular component: membrane. The transcript is spliced from 11 exons. Gene Ontology annotation, molecular function: hexose transmembrane transporter activity. Lineage: Eukaryota; Metazoa; Chordata; Amphibia; Anura; Hylidae. The coding region runs from base 151 to 1542 and encodes 463 amino acids.